Molecule: messenger RNA, 5276 nt
Organism: Amphiprion ocellaris (clown anemonefish)
Lineage: Eukaryota; Metazoa; Chordata; Actinopteri; Pomacentridae
Gene: crlf3
Product: cytokine receptor-like factor 3
Exons: 9
Coding region: 125-1462 (445 amino acids)
Molecular function (GO): protein binding
Source: RefSeq, a predicted model, not a curated record
CGGAAGUGUAAUUUUUGGACUUAAGCAAAACUUCGGCAUAUAUCGAGCGGCAGCGGCUCCGAGCUGAUUCAUAACUUUCGGGAUGAAAUAAUGGCCACCAGAAAGCUCUAAAACAGGCGGGAGGAUGUCUGUGGAGGUGGACGUGUUGCUGCAGGAGGCAAAAGAAAGCAUCGAGGCUGCCCAGAACUACCGCAGUGAACUCCAGCAGCGCUUGCAUGGCCUCAACCAGGCCCGCAAACAGGUUCGAGGUAGCUCGGGUCAGGCCCGCGAGGCCCUCCGGAGGCACUUUGCAGAGCUGCAGGCAGCAGCAACUCGACUGCUGACAGAGCGACUGACCACCCUGCUGGCUGAAGUGGACACCAUCGAAGCCGACAGCAUCAAGCCGCUGGAUGACUGUCAGAGUCUCAUUGAGCAUGGUGUGGGCCAAGCUGAUGAGCUGCUGAGAGAGGGAGAAGCAGCUCUGCGCUGUGGUCUUGGAGAGAAGGAGGACAAACUGGGCAGUUUCACCAAGAAGGCCAUGCAUAUCCAACUGGACAGCCUGCCAGAGGUACCAGCGUUAGUGGAUGUGCCAAGUGUUUCAGCCCAGCUGGAUGACUCCCUGCUGGGCCUGCUGAGGGACCGGGUGUCCCGCCACGGCUCCGUCUCCUCCCACCCUCCUGUUCAGAUAGAAGAGCUGCAGGAGAGACCUGGUAGCAUCUUUGUCCGCUGGUGUAAGGUGGACGAGGACUUUGCUGCAGCAGACUAUCGGCUGCAGUACCGGCGGUCUGGCAGCGGGGGGGGCCAAUAUGAGGAUGCCUACAUCGGUCGGGACUGUGAGUUCUUGGUCCUCCAUCUGGAUCCUCACAUCGAUUAUCUGUUUAGGGUCUGUGCCCGUGGGGAGGGUCGCACCGAGUGGAGCCCCUGGAGCAUCCCACAGACAGGAUACACCACACUGGCGCCGCACGAGUGGCGUUCAGGGACGGAGGGCUACAUCCUGAGCAGCAGGAGAAACAUUGCCCUGCGCAAUGACUCCUCCCAGUCUCGCUGCCCCGUCCUCUAUUCCAACGCCCCUACCUACUUCUGUGGCCAGACACUGACCUUCAAGAUCUCGGCAGCAGGUCAGAUGGAUCGCAGGGAUGGUCUUGGUGUGUGCAUUGGCAGCGACAGAGGAGGGGAGUCACUUCAGAGAGACCAGGCUGUCUGCAUUUCAACAAAUGGUGCUGUUUAUGUAAAUGGUAAAGAGAUGACCAACCAGCUGCCUGCUGUCACUGUUGGCUCUGCCGUGACUUUUGACAUGGAGGUGGUGAACCUGUUCCCCGUCAACAACAAUAACCUGAGCGACAGCAGCAACUUCAAGCUCAGAGUGACCAUUGGCUCAGGGAACCGGGAGGUGGUGUUCGAUUGGCUGGUGGACCAGGCGGUGGACUGCCUCUUCUUUGGCUGCUGCUUUGUCCACUCCGGCUGGAAAGUGCUUGUGUUUUAAAGGCUCCGUUUUUAAAAGAAUGGACCCUCGUGUAUUCAGGAGCCCCUCACCCAGGCUCCGUUAUCUUGAGUUUCUCUUCCGUUCCUUUUCUUCUCACAUCUGAAGUACUCACGGGGUGGCUGCAACAUCUGGAAAACAAAGAAAAAUCUGUCACUUCUCCCGAGAAUUUCAUUUCAUCAAGUGACAGCCACUAAUUUUCACACAUUUUCCACAGAAUCUGCAAUUCUGUCCUGGGUCUUUCCAGAAAUGGAAAAUCCCAGUGAUAAUGGGACAAUAUUAAUGAUGUGGGCGAAUAAUAGAAUUACGUGGACGAAUAAUAGAAUUAAAAAAGCUAAAAUGAGCUAGCCUGGUUCCAAACUACAGUCAUAGUCAAAGAAAAAUCUUCGCUUACUUGCAAGUAGAUAAUGUUUUGAAUGUGUGAUUUCCACAGCAGAACAGUAAAUAAUUGGAUUAAUGGACCACCACCAACCCGGUUUCUUGCAUGUAUGUAAACUCUCCAGGAGGAAAUGUUAUUUGUCCAGAUGAGUCCAGACUUUUUGAGAGCUCCUCCUCAGCCUUCAGGGACCUUUGUUGGAAGAAUGAUAUCUGUAUUCACAACAGCUUCUUGACUCUUAAUUUGUUUUACUUUGAUUCCCAGACCUUCUUACAAGGUUGGACAAUGUUUACAGCUCUUUGUUCUUGCUGUGGGGAGAGUUUUCAUCGAUCGUUCAUCUAUGCAUUGUCUUAAUUUAGUUGUAGUAGCAGUUCGAGAGCAUGUAGAAGAAGAGCACAUCCUGUAAGGACACACAAAGACGCAGGGCCUCUUUACAUGUUUUAACAGCUUAACCUGCUGGUCUGAGUUUAUUUUUUAUCCUAACAGAAACCAUUACUGUGAAAGUCACACCUCUUGAAGCCUCUUAAACUCAAAUGUCAGAAAUUUAAUGGGACAGUUCAACAAAAACACAAAGCAGCCGGAAUGUUUUCUGUCGUCUGCAGCUCAGGAGGGAAUUUGCAGACUCAAGACUGCAUUUGUCUGUGUUCUCCCAUAAAUAUUUCCUUAUUCUGAGAAAAAAUAUUGCUGUUGCAUUUGUUGUAUUUUAUCUGGUAAUGUAAUUCAUGUGCAAAUUCUUAUUGCAAGCAGUUGAGCUGUGACUCCUUUAAACUCUGAGCCAAACCCAGCUGAUGCUCAGUAAAUUUCUGGGGGGUUUGAACAGGAAAAGCUCAGUGGAACAAGCUUUAUGUAGAAAAAACUUUAAAGCAAUGCAUCUUCAGAUAUAUUGGCACACAGACACUUAAAAAUCCGACAGACAGCUCAGCUUUACAUUUAUAUUAAUAUUGGACAAUUGUUUUUUAUCCCAAGGUUAGAUUUGAACUAAAUCCUUAAAGAGACCACUGUCUACUCAAAGUAGGAAAGUACCUUAUUAAGUAUGUGAGUUUAUGAUUGACUCAGAUCGAUGCUCUGGGCUGCAGAGAUUUGUUUUUUGUUGAACUUUUCCUUAUAUUAAUCAAGCUGUUACUUUGCUUUUUAAGCUUCCUGCAGUGACAAUCCUAACAGUGUUCGCAAAUGUGUUGGUGGGAGGAAGAGUGUUUAAAUUUUAAGGAGCACAAAUAUAAGUUAUUAAUGCCUGUGUUAGUGGCAGAACUGAUCACUCAGACCUCGGAGCUUUGAUUCAGACGAGCAGAAACUCACCGAAAAGUCUUGAACAUACUAAACAGUACAUGAAGUGUCAGGACAACAGAUUAAUAAAUAUUUUUUAGAAUGACAUCUUCAGCACAUAAACAGGAGAUAAAACAAGGUCAACUUUAACAUUUCAAGAAGUUCAGCUGACCAUUUCUGAAUUAGAAGUUGAUCUGCAGGGAUUCCUGCUCGUCUUCAACAUCUUUUCCAAGCAGUUUAAUCACUGUUUCUCUGGAAUAUCUCAGAAUCUCUGUGGGCUUAAAAGCCAGUUCUACAGCCACAGCCUGAUUUUAUAUCCCUAUGUUAGUUGUCUAAUAGCUUCUUCUAACAGCAUCUUAGCAUUGUGAUCCAUGGCUUCACUUUACAGUUGCACUGUUGAGGCAAGUGCAUCAAAUUUCAGGUAUUUAUGUCUGUGCAUUGCUUAUGAGAGGAAAGUUGGAAAAUACUUUUAUUACAAAACAAGAAAAGCACUCAGAGAGCGCAGUACUCUGCCAAGGCUGCUCAUUUGUUGUAUCAUUUCUGACAGCUGAAAUCUCGGCACCAUAGAAUGUGGCCAUUUAAUAUAGAUGUAGCCACAAACAAAAUGACCUUGCGCUGAGCACAGGCGUGUAUUAUGCAUGUGUACAUUGUGUACAGAUGCCAUAUUGUGUGACCUAGAUAUGUAGCAGGCAACGGGAAUUGAUAGGACUCAGAAACACAACCACAAUUUAAUCAAUUGUUCCUUGAAUCAUUUCUGACAGAUAAGUCACGAUAAGUCCGCAACAGUCGGUUAGUAGUGGGAUCACAAUCAUGUGAUCGUCAGCAGGCAGCUGACGUAGAGUUCACUUGUUACAGUGAUGCCAUGUCGCUGUCUUGCAAUGAUGCAGAAAUCUUUAACAAAUCCGUGGAUCCAGACUAUAAGCCGCAUCACUGCCAGAAUCUAAUCAGUUGGUCCUUGUGUCAUUUCUGACCUUCCUUGAAAAUUUCAUCCAAAUUCGUUUGUCCGUUUUUGAAUAUUGUUGCUGACAGACAGACUGCUUUUAUUACUCCUCGGUGGAGUAUGAAAAGCAGCACAUACAAACUUUGCAUUUUACAGAUCUGUAGCUUGUAAUUCUGACAGCUGCAUUUGUACAGUGAUCAGCAGGGGGCACUGCAGAGAGGGGUAAUAAUGCAGCAGUCACUCGAAAACAUGUUUCUUACUUUUAUUCCUGGUUAAAUAAUAAAAAUGUGAGGUGAAUAUUAAAGCACAGCAAUUAAGUCAUUCGUUUUUAUUUUGUUGUACUAUCACAGCUUCACUUUUGAGCACGCUAAUUGUUCUUUUUAUCAGCUAAAUCACGCAAAGCUGCUGCUAUUGAGAGCAUUUUAUCGACUGCAGAUAUUUUCUGGGUAUUUAAAAAAUUGCUUUCCAGUUUUAAAUCACCGUGAGCUCUGGAUCUGAGUGAUUUAACUCUGGUACGGGGCCUCGUUCUGUCCAACAUAUUUAUGAGUUUAUUUGUCUCAUCUUUCUGUCUACUGUAAGUUUUAUUCUGUGUUUUUUGAUCUCUGGUGGAGAAAUCCCUCUACAAAAUCUGGACAAAUGUUAGGUCAAGAUUACAACAGGGAAGAAAAACAUGACUCCUCUUGUUCUAUGUUUUUAUAACAUGUAGCUCUUAGUUUUUUAAUGUGCAAAUCUGAAAUGAAGACAAGCAUCAGCGGGUGUUUGUCUUGCACACUUAGUGGACUGUUCUUGAUAACAUAGGAAGACUUCAGUGGUGGAGGACUGUCACUGAAUUCGUUCAUCACCACCGACUCAUCUGUUGUGCUUUUAUUUUUGAAAGAAACACCCAUUUCAGGCACCUAGCCUCAUCUUUUAUCAACAGAUGUUUAUCAUUCUGAUCAAGUCAGACACACAGCUUUUUGUUGUUUCACAGAUGUUUCCUUGUUUUUCAGCUGGACUGAGGACAGUGGGACCCAGGGUCGGGUCGAGAUCAUGGUACAAAUGUCCUGAAACCAGCGAAUAAAACCUCAAAAUAGACUUUCUCCUCAUAAGGAGGGAAAACUGUUGACUUUAGCAGCUGUUUGUGCAUCUAACACAACAGUUACAUCUGCUGGUCAAACCUCUGUGUUGCAUUUGUGUUCACUGCUGCAUCCUUCACAUUUUGUUCAAUAAAAGUCAUUGUGAUCCUCAUGAGGGGUAAA